AGCAUAUCCUGGAAACAGAAUUGAAGCGCAUCUUUACCACAGCGAUGAGCUCGAUGUGCAAGUCACGUGAUCCAUGGCAAAAAUUUCUGUACAAACAGGGACACUAGCCGCUACUAAACCUUAGCAUCGACCUUUUCCAACAUCACUCACAUCAUUGUUCAAGUUCCAAUUUACCAACGACCACUUCUUCUCAUCAAGAAAUCAUCGACAAUAAUCAAAAAUGGCUAGCAUGACCUCUCCAGCUGAGCCGUGGUCUCUGAAGGGUAAAACUGCCAUCGUGACCGGAGGCUCCCGAGGAAUCGGCAGUGGGAUUGCCGUACACUUUGCCCGCAAGGGCUUGGAAAACCUCGCCAUCACGUAUGUGGCGAACAAGGCCGCUGCCGAUAACACUCUGGCAAAGUGUCGCGAACUGGGUGUCAGGAACGCCGUUGCCAUCAAGGCAGAUUCAACAGAUCCGACAAUCGGCCCAAAGAUCAUCAAAGACGCCCUGAGCGCACUCAAGGUUACGACUAUUGAUAUUCUGGUCAACAAUGCGAUUCUCGCCGACAUCAGCAACACGUCGGACGUUAAGACGCUCCAGGCCAAGGACUUCAAUGAUCUUAUGGUCGCAAAUGUCUACACUCCUGUCAGCCUGACAACUGCCUUCAUGGAGCACGUCCCCAAGUACGGUGGUCGCGUCAUCAACAUCUCCAGCAUUGCUGGCAAGUUGGGUAACUCGGACCCAAUCAUCACGUACGGAGCCACGAAAGCCGCGCUCGAGAGCUUCACGAGGUCUUUUGCCGACACCUUUGCCUCAGACAAGGGAAUGACCUUCAACAGCGUCGCGGUUGGGCCCACGGAGACUGAUACGCUGGCCAAGUCGAGGGAAAUGGAUCCGGAGUUCAUCGAAAAGCAGACAGAGUAUAUUACUGUUGGUCCCCGUCUCGGAAACACUGACGAUAUUGCCUACAUCGUUGGCUUCCUUGCGAGUGAGGAGGGACGUUGGGUCAAUGGAGCUGCAGUCAGUGCAAACGGUGGAUAUCGCCCACUUCUUGCGCUUUUUGGCUAAAUUUCGACUUACAUCGUAUGACUUGUACACAGAGCUUUCUAGUUGAGUGCGUGAAUCAAUCACAGUGCUUUCAGUAGAUAAUCGCUUGGAAAAUCAUUCACUUGACUUCCGAAAAAAAAAAAAAAAAA
Molecule: messenger RNA, 1176 nt
Organism: Colletotrichum phormii
Lineage: Eukaryota; Fungi; Ascomycota; Sordariomycetes; Glomerellales; Glomerellaceae
Exons: 1
Coding region: 221-1048 (275 amino acids)
Molecular function (GO): oxidoreductase activity
Source: RefSeq, a predicted model, not a curated record